CUCAAAUGGUCCCGCGCGGGCUGAGACAGAACGCGGUUAGAAAUAUUGCUUUUCUUGUCAGAGAAGGAAAAUAAAAGGAUUUUAGUGAAUGUUGUGUGUGGUGCCUGUCACGUUUAAGAAAGGUGUUUUCAAUCUGAUGUUUAAUUUAGUGUUAACCUGGAGUGCUAGUAGACCAUUCGGAGAAGUGAAUCUUGGCGUAAAUCAACGCAGGGCUGGUGGUACACUGGAGUCUCUGGCCUGUAGAGAAUGGUGUCCCUGCAAGCUCUGAGCUGUUCUGAGCAGCUGGGCUCACCUCUCAGGUGGACCUCCUUCUGCGGAGUCACCUCUGAGAAUGCGGUUCCUCUCCCACUUGACGAAUCCCUCGACCUCAACAAGUCCUACCCAUGUGCCAGGAAGGCAGGCCGCCACAGGCGCUGGCCACCUCAACUCUUCAUGACGAGUAGAUCUAUCACAGGAGAAGGUCUGAACUCUUUCUGCUUCAACUCAGUAGCUGCGCGGAACAUUCAGCUGUCUGACCUGUCCUGUUCCAGAACAGCUUCUGGUUCUCUGUCCCAGUCUGAGUUCAGCAAUAUACCCAGUUGUUCUCUGUUCAAGCAUCUGGCCCGGGAAGGACUCAGCCACUCAGCGCUGCCUACAUUUCACAACCCCAAUAAGGCCAUUCUCACUGUUGAUAUGACAACCGCAGAGAUACUCAUUGCCAAUGAUGUGGCUUGUAAAUUGUUUGACUACAGCAGCAAGGAUCUGAUUGGAUUAAAGCUAUCCUGUCUCUUAAAGAAGACCAGUCAAACUCUUGAAGAAGCUUUGGGGGAGGAGCAUCUGGAGACUAAUGGAAAUCUGGUCAUGGUCACAGGAAAAGUGGUUGAUAUAGUGAGCAGGUCUGGCAGUGAGAUCCCCGUAUCUGUAUGGGCCCACAGACUGACCCAUGAGGGCAACCGCUGUCUGGUGGUGAUGGAACCAGUGCAGAGAAUAUCUGCUCAUGUGUCCUUCACACAAGAUGGAUGGAUCCAGUCCUGUGAUUCUGUGUUUUCCAAUCUCUAUGGUUAUGCACAUCCGGAGGAGGUGAUAGGGUUGUCCAUUACAUACCUUAUUCCAUCACUCCGUAUCCCACUUCACUACAAGCAGAUACCCAAGAUUUUACAAAUCCAGAGGCUAACGGGAAUGUCUAGGGAUGGUACCACUUUUCCACUCAGUUUAAAACUUCAGAGUGUUCCAGACUGUGGGGAACCAAUUGAGGUUACAGAGCAGUCAAGCAAUGCAUACUCCUGGGGAAGUCCAGAGUUUAAAUCAGUACCUUCUGAAACAGAGGCUCAGAUUCUUCAGUGUACCAACAACUGGUCCUCUCCUGAAGCAGAGGACCCUAAGGAUUGUGUGGCAUUCAGCAAAGUCUUGAAGAAGCACUCCUUUCCCCUUCUUAAGGUGCAGUGUUGUGCAAACAAAGACAGUGGUCAGACUUUACAAGGCUCAGGACCAGUGUACACUGCAAAUGUGUGGGUUUUCCCGGCUGUCAGUGGACUGUUAAUUCUGCACUCUGAUGGAUCAAUCCACAGUGUCAAUGACAACUUUGCUUUGGUGCUUUUUGGAUAUAGGAAGACGGAACUAGUGGGAAAGAGUAUCACUUUUCUGAUGCCUGGUUUUUAUGAGAGCCUACAUGCUGUGGAAGAUGGUAAUGUUGCCCUCAAAGAUGAGUCAGCAGAUCAGAUAGAUGUGAACAGAAGAGCAAAGGAGGGAGAGGAACCCCAUUACCCCUCUCUUUCCAACAGCAUAACAGAUCCUUGUAAAGCUGCUGGUAGGACUAACCCCCUCAGUGGAAGCUGUCCUAUUGUUCUUUCCAAUUUUCCUAUUUCAUUAGAGGACAGGCCCAUGAAAACAAAAGGUCCCAGCCCACUGCUGGCAGGCGACAUGGCAUUGGUUCAGCAGGAGAAGCAAGAGACAGCAGCUGGAAGGACAGCAGAGAUCUUUACUGGGACCACUGCCAGACUGGAGAAUGAGGGAAGUGCCCCGUCAACACUGUCUUCCCCUGAAGUGACCUCAACACCCUUCACUGGGCAGGAUAACACUGCUGAGUUGGUGGACCAAGCUGCCCAGUUUGUCCCUAGGAGCACUGAAUGCAAUGAUGGCGGCAUCACCAGUGUACUCCUGAAAACCCCAUCCUUAGUGGAGUUCUCCCAGGAGUCCCAUACAAGCUGUCCUCUCCUUUCAGCCACUGAUAAUUUCAAGUCAUCCUUGAACUCAGGAGACCUUCAGACCAAAAAUAUCACGUUGGUACCUGGUAAACGAGAUGUCCCUCAGGAUUCGGCACCUCUGAAAUCAGCUGAAAUCUCAUCUGUCUCAGGUAUAGAUCAAGGUGAUUUCAAGGCUACUCUGUGCCAUGUUCAGCUCCAUGGGUCACCAGAGACUCCCACACAAGAUGAGCAGAGGCAUAGCAAGACAUGCGGUGCAUUACCCAAUACAAACCAGGAAUAUCCCUUGAACUACAGGGUGUCUAAAACUGCAGAGAACUCCAGCUUUGAAGUUAUCUCCAUGGGAAGCAGAUCCUCCUCUGGCUUCUGUGAGACGUGGGCUGGGAAUUCUGGCCCAGACCGCACGCAAGACACAGGUACAAAUUUUGGACCUUGUCUUCCUUUCCAGUCUGGCAGCUACAGCCUAGACCUGGAGUUCAAUGGAAAUUUGAUCACUAGAGGCUUGCAAGAUCUUGACUUGAGUAGCAGCCUUGAGAUCCCAGCAACUGAUUUGUCCCAGACCUCCUGUGCCACUUCUGAGCUCCUCAGGACACCAUCUCCCUAUGUGGUAGAGUCCGAUCCAGAGAUGGAAGGCUUUGAGAAGCAGGCUAAUAGUGAAGAGUCUGGCCAAAGUGGGAUAAUCAUGGAUAAUCCCUUAGAAGGAGAGCAGAGGCAGUGGGCUCUUUGCUCGGACGUACCUUGUGGCAGUCCUCUCUUCAGCUCAGGAGAGAUAGAGGAUGGAAUCAUGUUAAAAGUAAAGCAUCUGCAGGAGUCUCACAUGACAGAUCCCUCUACUUCAACCCCUAAGAAAAGACUAAAGGAGGAGGUGCCAUCAGUAGCUUCAGAUGAAAUCCUGGAGGGUUACUUUGAGGGAAACUGCUAUCACAGAGAUGGCUCCAGACUUAGUGUGCAGUUUGAAAUCUGUCGUGUGGAGCUACCUGAUGGACAGCUGCUUUUUUUUGUCUGGAUGAUGAGGAACCAUGAUCGUGCCCAACAGGAAGCGCUAAAGAGGCUUAAACUCUUGCUGUCUAGUCGGGACAGCAGCUCCACCUCCCUGCAUGAAGCCUCUGCUAUCAGCCUGGGGGAAGUGAUUCAAGAGACAGCAAAAGGUGAAGGGCUGUGGAGUUCUCAGGACUUGGAGGAGUCACGGGCUUGUGAAGGGCAAUUUGAAGAGGAGUACCAACCCCUCAGUGCUGUGGGCAAAGGAGCAUAUGGCUUUGUGUGGAGAGCACGACGACAUGCCGAUAACAAGGAGGUGGUGGUCAAAUUUAUCAAAAAGAGCAAGAUUGUGAGUGACUGCUGGGUGGACGAUCCUGAUAUGGGUAGAGUCAGCCAGGAGGUUGCUAUACUAGCCAGGCUUCAGCACCCCAAUAUCAUCAAGGUGGUGGAAGUGUUUGAGAAUGAGAGUUUCUUCCAGAUGGUGAUGGAGAAGCAUGGAGAUGGGCUGGACCUUUUUGAGUUUAUAGAAAGACAGCCCCAUCUGGAUGAGCCACUGGGCAGUUACAUCUUCAGACAGUUGGUGGCAGCUGUGAAAUACCUGCGCGAAAGAGGCAUCCUACACAGAGACAUCAAAGAUGAGAACAUCAUCAUCAACACAGACUUUCAUAUCAAGCUGAUAGACUUUGGUUCAGCUGCAUUUCUGAAGCCAGGGAAGCUCUUUUACACUUUCUGUGGAACCCUGGAGUACUGCUCACCUGAGGUUCUCUUGGGGAACCCGUAUGAGGGACCCGAGCUGGAGAUGUGGUCUCUGGGAGUGGCCCUGUACACCUUGCUGUUUGGUGAGAACCCUUUCUGCGAGAGGGAGGAGACUCUGGAGGCUCAGCUUAGACCCCCAUAUGAGGUGUCUCCAGAAUUGCACACACUGAUGGCUGGACUGUUGCACCCAGACCCCAGGCAAAGAAUCACCCUGGAAGAGCUGCUGCACUCCUCUUGGAUCUGCCAGCCCAUUAAUCUGGCAGAGUACAGCUGGUCGGAAGUGUGCCCAGAUUGCGAAGAGGCUCCACUCUACAAUGUCGCUAGUGCUGUAAAUGUUCAGGAAGACGGAGGAGAAUCACUGAUGAACAAUGAAGACACUAGCUGCUGGAAGCUCUCAAGUGCCAAAGGGGACAAGACUCCAAGAGAUGUUUCACAACUUGCAGAAGAAGAGGGAGAUAAUGAGGAAGGAGGUUCCUUGGCUGCUCUGGAGACUGAACUUCUUAAGUAUUUGAUGACAGAGGACUGAUUAGUCAUUAGAAAUAAUUAAUGCCAAAGGUGUAUAGCUCAUGGUCUUUGUAUAGGCUGUGGGAGAUCUAAAUGAAUAACAGGUGCACUUUCCCCAGUGAUGUAGUUGUUGGAUAAGAUAACAUGAUUCUUUGAAAAGUAAAUCUAGAUCAUUUUAAAUGCAGUUGAAUAGUUUUGAUAGAUAAACACAGUUGGAUAAAUUCACACUGAUGAUUGCCUCCAUUAUAAGCAAAUUUAGCAUGCAAAGAAGUUCUUGCUUCUGUUAGUUUAGUGAUGGGACUAUGGGUAGGCUGAAGACACUUGACAGAUCCAGAUUAAAUGCAUCUGUUAGUUUAUUUUUAUUAUGUGUGUUUCAUAAGUAUUCAGUGAGUUGUUUUUAAUGUUAUUUGUAUUCAUCAACUUUGUAUUCCAGCUACUUUCUGGCAACACAUCUUUUAAUAUGAAAUGUAAAACUGUAUGGGUUGAAGCAUUUUGGGGACAGUGUU
Molecule: messenger RNA, 4924 nt
Organism: Lepisosteus oculatus (spotted gar)
Lineage: Eukaryota; Metazoa; Chordata; Actinopteri; Semionotiformes; Lepisosteidae
Gene: pask
Product: PAS domain containing serine/threonine kinase
Biological process (GO): negative regulation of glycogen biosynthetic process; protein phosphorylation; intracellular signal transduction
Cellular component (GO): nucleus; cytoplasm; cytosol
Molecular function (GO): protein serine/threonine kinase activity; ATP binding
Source: RefSeq, a predicted model, not a curated record